AUGGAGAAGCUACUGUUGGUGUGGUUGAUGGAGAAGCAGCUUGCAAGUGAUACUGUAACAGAGGGUAUCAUCUGUGAGAAGCAAGUGUUCAACUGUGAUGAGACAGGGCUCUUCUGGAAGAAAAUGCCAAGGACUUACAUAAGAGCAAAGGAGAAGAAGAAGCCAGGCCACAAAUCCAUGAAGGAUAGGUUAACCCUCACACUGUGUGCCAAUGUUAUAUGGAGGGCAAACCCAAAGGCAUGGGUCACCAGAGAGUUCUUUGUGGUGUGGGUGAACUUGAUCUUUGGUUCUGCCAUAAAGAAGUAUCUCCAGAAAAGUAACCUACCCCUGCAAGCCUUUAUCAUCCUUCACAAUGCACCUGCUCACCCACCAAACCUCAAAGACAACAGCCUCAAAAAGUUUAAGUUUAAAAAGGUUGUCUACCUUCCAGCCAACACCACACCUAUCCUGCACCCCAUGGACCAGCAGGUGAUACCUAAUUUCAAGAAGCUCUUCACCAAGCACCUCUUCCGCUGCUGCUUUGAAAUGACUGAGAACAUAAACCUCACCCUUCGAGAAUUCUGGAAGGACCACUAUAAUAUUGUGAUUUGCCUCAGAAUUAACAAUAUGGCCUGGCAGGAUGUUACAAAAAGGACCUUGACAUCUGCGUGGAAGAAGCUGUGGCCUGAGGUUGUGUCCAAAAGGGACUUUGAUAGAUUCAAUCCCGAAGUGGCAGUAGUGGAGAUUGUGUCUCUUGGAAAGUCCAUGGGCCUGGAGUUGGAUGAAGGAGAUAUGAACAAGCUCAUUGAGGAGCAUCCUGAGGAACUGAUGAUGGAGGAGUUUAAUGAGCUACAGAAGCAGCAGCAUACAUAG
Messenger RNA from Scylla paramamosain (green mud crab), 852 nucleotides. Its product is annotated as tigger transposable element-derived protein 1-like. Gene Ontology annotation, cellular component: nucleus. The coding region runs from base 1 to 852 and encodes 283 amino acids. Gene Ontology annotation, molecular function: DNA binding. The transcript has 3 exons. Lineage: Eukaryota; Metazoa; Arthropoda; Malacostraca; Decapoda; Portunidae. The record is from RefSeq and is a predicted model, not a curated record.